UUUUCAAGCCCGUUUCGUCGUUCCCAAAACCCUAGCUCUGCUCCUCUCUCUCGCUGCAGGUGGAGGGGAAAAACCACUGACCAAAAUGGGGAAGACUCAUGGUAUGGGAGCUGGGCGCAAGCUGAAAACACACCGUAGGAGACAGAAGUGGGCGGACAAAUCAUACAAGAAAAGCCAUCUUGGUAAUGAGUGGAAGAAACCAUUUGCAGGCUCUUCCCAUGCCAAGGGAAUCUUACUGGAGAAGAUAGGUAUUGAAGCCAAACAACCCAACUCUGCCAUCCGAAAGUGUGCUAGAGUUCAGCUGAUAAAGAAUGGAAAGAAGAUUGCUGCAUUCGUUCCCAAUGAUGGUUGUUUGAAUUACAUCGAGGAAAAUGAUGAGGUUCUGAUUGCCGGAUUCGGGCGAAAGGGUCACGCUGUGGGAGAUAUUCCCGGAGUGAGGUUCAAGGUGGUGAAGGUUUCUGGGGUAUCGCUGUUAGCACUCUUCAAGGAGAAGAAAGAGAAGCCGAGGUCUUAAACUCCUUUCUCUUUUUAUUUCUUAGUUAAUAUGAGUUUAGCAAGCUUACUAACUUUCACCAGAUUGGUAUUUUUGUUUUUCCAUACGCCACCAUUCAGGAAUGAAUUUGUCAGAUAUUUUUCUUUGAGAGUUUUUAUCCAAAAGCUAGACUACUAUGCUGCUGCUCCGUAA
Molecule: messenger RNA, 685 nt
Organism: Magnolia sinica
Lineage: Eukaryota; Viridiplantae; Streptophyta; Magnoliopsida; Magnoliales; Magnoliaceae
Product: small ribosomal subunit protein uS12
Exons: 4
Coding region: 86-514 (142 amino acids)
Biological process (GO): translation
Cellular component (GO): cytosolic small ribosomal subunit; ribosome
Molecular function (GO): structural constituent of ribosome
Source: RefSeq, a predicted model, not a curated record